Messenger RNA from Mycena citricolor, 2743 nucleotides. The record is from the annotation of a GenBank genome assembly. NCBI's taxonomy places the organism in Eukaryota, Fungi, Basidiomycota, Agaricomycetes, Agaricales, Mycenaceae.
UUGGCCCCUCCUUCGCACAAGGAAUCCAUGGGUUCAAGCGGUCGACGGAGAUGGCUUAUCAGGCAUGCACACGUCCCAGCACUUCUGCAUCUCAGCUUGCCGUUUCGGACUUGAGGCGGCAUCUCAACUGGUCAUUGCAUCCACGAUUCUCGUGUCCGAGCCGUCUUCCUCGCUGCAAAACCCUUCCUGCCUGGUCUCGUCCCCCGCUGAUAUCGUCAGAAGAUGCUCGCGAUCAAUGAUACACCUCGCCCGCAAGCUGCGCGAAUGCCUGGGUAUCACACCGAGAAGCGCUCGUGGCCGGGCCAUGUGUUUGUCUGCUAAGCUCUUAUCGUCUGGGAGACCCUGCGGGCCCGUUCCGUCGACCUCGCGUGCUGUGCAGGCCACAUAUGACUCGGCGGAAGAUGCAGAGAUGCUCUCGUCGCUCAUUCGAGCAGUCUGAGGCUGCGGGCAGCAUGCGGAAGAAGUUUGCUCGUUUAACUUCGACGCCGUCCGCUCUUACGAUACAGUCUGGGACAUAAAAGAGGGGAUUUGAAACUGCGGGGACAGUCGUCCUCUGGAGAUGUCUGCCGCCGCCGCCGCCGCCUCUGUCUUGUCGAUUCUCGCUUUCAGCGCCUCGGCGGCUGGAUUCGAUAUCAGUCGAAAUGACAAUUUGGCUGUAUACUGGGGUGCGUCUGUCCACCUCCACGAGCUUCGUGUUUCUGAUGACCACAGGCCAAACUCGUAUGGCGUGACCAACCCCGGAAAUCCGUCGCAAUGGCAGCAGACGAUCUCGUCGUACUGCCAGGACGACGUCAUCGACAUCAUCCCCAUCGCCUUCCUCGACGUGUUCGUCUCGACCGGCGGGCUGCCCGAUCUCAACCUCGCCAAUAUCUGCAGCGCGACGGGCGGCACCUUCGCCGGCACAGGCCUGGCCGACUGCCAGUUCUUGGCGGCGGGGAUCGAGGCGUGCCAGGCCAGAGGGAAGAUCGUCACGCUCAGUCUCGGAGGCGCAAGCGGCGCCGCGUCGUUCAGCUCGGAUGCCCAGGGCACCGCAUUUGCGAACACGAUCUGGGACCUGUUUCUCGGCGGCAGCAGCAGCACGCGUCCAUUCGGGACCGCAGUCCUCGACGGCGUCGACCUCGACAUCGAGGGUGGCGGUCCGACGGGAUUUGCCGCGUUCGUGAACCAGAUCCGGGCCCUGGCCCAGGGUGCGAGCAAGCGCUACUACGUGACCGCGGCGCCGCAGUGCCCGUAUCCCGAUGCGUACAUCGGCGGUGCCUUGAAUGCCGCGUCCUUUGAUGCUGUAUUUGUGCAGUUCUACAACAACUACUGCGAGUUAACUGCCUAUCCCACCCAAUGGGACUUCGGGAGCUGGGACACCUGGGCGAAGACGGUCUCGCCCAACCCCGACGUCAAGGUCUUCAUCGGCGCACCAGCCGCGCCGCGCGCCGCCAACAACGGCUACGUGUCGGCGGCGGCACUGGGGUCCAUCGCGCUGGCUGUGCGGCAGCAGUACUCCAGUUUCGGCGGCGUCAUGCUGUGGGACGCGUCGCAGGCCUACGCGAACGGGCGCUUCGAUGCCGCGGUCAAGUCGCUCAUCGCUGAUACAUCUGGUGGCGGAUCCGGAACGACCAGUAGUACUACUAUCCACACGACGACGACUACUUCCACAGCGACCACGACCACGAUCUCGAAACCACCGACGACCACGACCACGACCACUUCGAGAACGACGACAACGACAACGACAACGACAACGGCAUCCGCUACCUCAGGUAGCUGUGCUGGUGUCGCGGCAUGGAACGCUCAAUCGGCCUAUCAAGGCGGCUCGUUGGUGACUUCAGGCGGCCAUCUCUGGCAAGCAAAGUGGUGGUCCGAGGCUGACGUCCCCGGCGGGGCCGCAGGCGACUGGACUGAUCUCGGCCCGUGCACGAAUGCAGCAGCGCGCAUGCCCGCAACCGCAGUCAACGCCCAAGCGACGAGCGCUGCGAGGGCAGCCGAAACAGGCAGACGGCAUGGCAGAGAAUUCAAAUAUUAAUUAGUGCAAGUCCUUUGUAUGUACAGAUUAUCAGUAGCUCAACGGAGGGUGUCAUUCAUCAGUCCCUUGCCUCACAGGCGCAGUCACACCAUCGCAUCAUGAUCAUCCUGGGUGAUCCAGCAACGACCCGCCGGCUCGACCGCCCCCGCGCGCCUUCGCCGCACAAAGCUCCCAGCGACCGCCCAAAAGUCGCUCCCCCCGCGACAUCCCCUGAGCCAGUCGCGCUGGUACGCGUGGAACGACGGGUCGAGCAUGACCAGCACGAACCGCACAUCGCCGAUCGCGAGCCGGGCGCCGAUGUCCGCGAGGGACCACUCCGGCGCGGUGUCGACGUGCAUGUUCACGAGGACCUCGAGCUGGGUGCACCCCGCGAGGACGCACAGCAGCUGCGCGCGGUGCACGAAGGAGUGCAGACACAGGUGCGUCAGCGCGGGAAGCGCCCCGAUGCCGCACAGGAGCUCGCUCUCGGGCUCGCGGUGGAUCCGGUCCAGCACAGCCAGGUGCGUGACGCGCCUGAACACCGCUGCGUGUCUCAGGUUCCGGAGGAUCUGCCCGUUGUCGAACAGCCGCGACAGGUUCACGCAGAACCGCCGCAGGUGCAGCUGCUUGCGCAGGCCCGGCAGCAGCGCCGGGCUGCCGCUCAUGAGCACGAGAUUCGUGAGGCUGAGACUGGCGCCGAGGACGAAUGAGACGUGGCGGGGCGGCCGGGGUGAGGCCGGAACGAAC